GCCAAUUUAACUGUUAAGGACGCAAUAGAAAAAGGUCUCAGCGAGGAGUAUAUAUACACCCGCAUAACGACUUCAAACCAUCUGCUGCAGAGAACUACGAGGUCGCCUCUUCAUGAUUUACGUUAGCCCCAAACAGCUCCAAAGCUCCAUUUCCUAAGACAGAGAAACACGAAAAGAGCAUCCUGCUGUCUGUCUAAACUUGAACCUAGUUUAUCAUGCGUGUCGGGAGUGAGGGAUGGAAUGCCGGAAUCAUGGAGUUUGGCAAGUGAAGAGUUUCUCUUUUCCUGUCAGCUGUCAUUCAGUAGCGUCGACGCAGCUGCAGCUGCAGCGCGUUGCAUCAGAACACAGAAACCAUCCCCUGCCAGCUGAAAUCGAUCACUUCAUGUCUUGGUGGGUUUUUUUCCAGACCGCAGCCUGGCACAUACCGGUUUGGGUUGCUUUUACGACCGUGAUGCGAAACACGCAGCAACUACGGAGUACUCUCUGUGAAAAUCCCCACCUCGUUCGAUACUAUCACGUAUCCUAGAUCCUACAUGAAGGGAUUUAGAUUGACUUACUAUCGAUUAGACCCGAG
This is a messenger RNA of Aspergillus saccharolyticus JOP 1030-1, 574 nucleotides long. RefSeq lists its product as uncharacterized. The record is from RefSeq and is a predicted model, not a curated record. The transcript has a single exon. Lineage: Eukaryota; Fungi; Ascomycota; Eurotiomycetes; Eurotiales; Aspergillaceae. The coding region runs from base 236 to 526 and encodes 96 amino acids.